Molecule: messenger RNA, 1244 nt
Organism: Drosophila innubila
Lineage: Eukaryota; Metazoa; Arthropoda; Insecta; Diptera; Drosophilidae
Product: protein FAM50 homolog
Exons: 1
Coding region: 129-1208 (359 amino acids)
Biological process (GO): chromatin organization
Cellular component (GO): nucleus
Source: RefSeq, a predicted model, not a curated record
UUGAGUUAAAUAUCCUGAAUAAAAAAACAAUAAAUAUAUAUCUUUUGUAAAAUAACUAAAAGGAAGCAACUGACAGCUACACAGUGUGCAAUUUGUGUUAAUUUGCUGAAUAGACUUUUAUUAACGCCAUGGCCCACUACAAGGGUGCAGCCAGCGAGGCUGGGAGAGCAGCGCAGCUGAUGAAGAAGCGGGAAAUCCAGCAACAGGAGAUUGAGUUUCGGAAAAAGAAAAUCGAGGAGGAGCUGAAGCUGGACAAGAUUGAGAACAAGUUUGCAACGCACUAUGAUGCAGUCGAGCAGCAGCUCAAGUCGUCGACCAUUGGUCUGGUCACGCUGGACGAGAUGAAGGCAAAGCAGGAGGACAUUGUGCGGGAACGGGAGAAGAAACUUGCACAGAAGAAGGACGAAAAGGAUCGGGAGAAACAGCGCGCUUUGGAAGCCAUCCAGGCCGAAAAGAACAAACAGAAGCGCCAAAUACAAGCAUUAUCUUUUAAUUUGGACGAUGAUGAGGAUGAGGAUCAAGACAACAACGAUGAGGAUAACGAGAAGGAGGAAACAUUUCAGAAGCCCAUGCCAGCUAAAUGGACCGAAUUACGCAGCGAAGAAGUUCCCAUUAAGAAGAAGAAGAUAUGUAAAAACCCCGAUGUGGAUACAUCGUUUCUACCAGAUCGCGAGCGGGAGGAGCAAGAGAAUCGUCUGCGCGAGCAACUGCGUCAGGAAUGGGUAAUGCAACAGGCCGAGCUCAAAGAUGAGGACAUCUCAAUCACGUUCAGCUACUGGGAUGGCUCCGGCCACAGGAGAAAUGUGCUCAUGAAAAAGGGCAACUCCAUCUACCAGUUUCUGCAGAAAUGCUUGGAGCUGUUGCGCAAAGAGUUCAUUGAACUCAAGACCGUGAUGGCCGAUCAACUGAUGUACGUUAAAGAGGACUUGAUACUGCCGCAUCACUACUCUUUCUACGACUUCAUAGUGACCAAAGCACGCGGCAAGUCUGGGCCACUCUUCCAGUUCGAUGUGCACGACGACGUGCGCAUGAUCAGCGACGCAUCUGUCGAGAAGGAGGAAUCGCAUGCGGGCAAGGUGCUACUGCGAUCCUGGUAUGAGCGCAACAAGCACAUAUUUCCGGCCAGUCGUUGGGAGCCAUACGAUCCGACCAAAUCCUACGAUAAGUACACAAUAAAAGACAAGGAUAAGGACAAGAGCAAAAAGUAAAACUUCGAGAAUUGAAAAUAAAUUGCUUAUCGAAAA